AGUUUUCAACAAACCAAUAUGUCUGCGCCCAUAAGCUUGAUGUGAGUGUCCAAGUGUCAUUGCCGUUCUACAGAACGUAGUGAAUGAUUUAUUGAAUUCCUUGGAUAUUCACUUUGAUACAUUAAUGUGGAAAUGAUAAAUGAAAUCUUUAAGAGAUUUAUUUUAACUAACAACUUUAGAUAUGCAAGGUUUCUGAGGCAAAAGUGUGGUAUCACACCUGCUAGAAACAGUGUCCGAGUUCUGAAGCUGACUACAAGCCUGACUACGUGUGGACAUGUUACCUGUAGCCGGAGGUUUUACAGUGCUAAUGAAUCUUUAUAUGACAAAGACUUGUUAGAAAGGUAUUUAGAAGCAGUUGAACACUCGGUUAAAGAUGCUGAAGUUGAUAAUCAUGGUAGACAAACUUUUUAUGAUAAGAGAAACUCCUUGUUGUCAGUCCACUCUGAAUACAAGAAAGCCGUGGAAGAAGUUCGGGAGCUGAAGUGUUUACGUUCAGGUUUAAGUACAGAUGAAUCAGAAAUGUUAGUUUUGGCAGAGCAGGAGGAGGCUGAAAUUGAAAAAAGGGCAUCUGAUUUGCUGGAACAGUUGAUUGAACUCCUGCUCCCCCAAAGUCUCAGUUACAGUGACAUCACCAUGGAAAUACACAGUGCUGUGGGAGGGAAGGAAUCCAUGCUGUUUGCUUAUGAAGUUUUUGUCAUGUACAGAAAUUUAGCGUACAAUAAUGGUUGGGAUUUCAAUGAUACAGAUUUUAGUUCUGAUGAAAAAGACUGCUUACGAAGAGCCACUGUUUUACUGUCGGGGGACAACAUUUACGAAACAAUGAAGUUCGAAGGUGGUGUUCACAGAGUACAGAGAGUUCCCAAGACAGAAUCCAGUGGAAGAGUGCACACUAGUACCAUCACAGUCUCCAUAAUGCCUCAACCAGAGGAGGUGAAUAUCGCUAUAGACCCGAAGGACAUUAAAAUGGAGACCUUCAGAGCUGGUGGUGCAGGUGGGCAGCAUGUCAACAAAACAGACAGUGCUGUACGACUGACACAUAUACCAACAGGAAUUAAAGCUGAGAGUCAGUCAGAGAGAUCUCAACACAAGAACAAAGCCAACUGCAUAAAGGUUUUAAAAGAACGACUUUACCAAGAAGAGUUUGAUAAACAAUUGAUGGAUAGCCAAAGGUCUCGCAAAAUUCAAGUAGGAACAUCUUCCAGAUCAGAAAAAAUUCGGACUUACAACUUCCUCCAAGACCGAGUGACAGAUCACAGAAUUCAUUAUAGUACAAACAAUGUUCGAGACUUUAUGAAUGGUGGUGAACCAUUACAGAACAUGAUGAAGAUGAUUCAGGAUAGAUCCAAAUACGAAAUUCUAAAUGAAAUACUGCUGACAUUCCAAAAAGAUGGAAAAAUAAGUCAUACACAUGUACAAGAUUGAUAUUAGAUCAGAUUUUAUUGCUCCAUCAAAUAAACAUAUUGAUAACAUUU
Molecule: messenger RNA, 1472 nt
Organism: Ostrea edulis (European flat oyster)
Lineage: Eukaryota; Metazoa; Mollusca; Bivalvia; Ostreida; Ostreidae
Product: peptide chain release factor 1-like, mitochondrial
Exons: 7
Coding region: 133-1422 (429 amino acids)
Biological process (GO): translational termination
Molecular function (GO): translation release factor activity
Source: RefSeq, a predicted model, not a curated record